Triticum aestivum (bread wheat) is the source of this 507-nucleotide messenger RNA. Its product is annotated as endo-1,4-beta-xylanase 3-like. Bases 1 to 507 code for a protein of 168 amino acids. The transcript has a single exon. Gene Ontology annotation, molecular function: hydrolase activity, hydrolyzing O-glycosyl compounds. Gene Ontology annotation, biological process: carbohydrate metabolic process. The record is from RefSeq and is a predicted model, not a curated record. NCBI's taxonomy places the organism in Eukaryota, Viridiplantae, Streptophyta, Magnoliopsida, Poales, Poaceae.
AUGCAUGGCUGCGGCGUGGCGGUGCGCGGCAUCGGCCUGCAGGGCCACAUGCAGAACCCGGUCGGGGAGGUCAUCUGCGCCGCCAUCGACAGGCUCGCCAAGACGGGCGUGCCCGUCUGGUUCACCGAGCUGGACGUGCCCGAAUACGACGCCGACCUCUGCGCCAGGGACCUGGAGGUGGUGCUUCGGGAGGCGUGCGCGCACCCGAAGGUGGAGGGUAUCAUCUUCUGGGGGUUCAUGCAGGGCACCAUGUGGCGCAACAACUCCUGGCUUGUCGACGCCGACGGCACUGUCAACGAGGCCGGCCAGAUGUUCCUCAAUCUCCAAAAGGAGUGGAAGGCGGACGCGCGCGGGAACGUCGACGGCGACGGCGACUUCAAGUUCAGGGGCUUCUACGGCAGGUACAUCGUGGAGGUCAUGACGGCGACGGGGAAGCAGAUGCUCCAGACCUUCACCAUGGAGAAAGGGGACAACACACCUCUCCUCGUGGAUUUGGCCCACGCCUAA